UGUGCAAAACCCUAAGGGGUUAUCUCUCUCUGCUCUUAAGUUCGGGGUGUGUUUUCUUGAUCGCCUUCUUCUAUCAGUCUAGCCCUCUCUCGAUCUCCAUCUUCUCUUGACGCUGACUACUCAUCGGAGGUCUCUGUUCUUACAAAGUGCAUGGAGGAAGAGCUGAGGAGAUGCCAGAUUCAUGAAUGGUACCCAAAGUUCAAACCCCACUCCAUUCAAACCAUUUUUCAUUCUCUCCCCGACUCCUUCGUCCGCUACAUACUUGGACAACCUAUUUCAGCCUCCAAUGACAACAAUGAUGAUGCCGAUGACACCACUACAACUGCACCACCUUUCCUCCUCCCAAAAUCCAUCUCUGGCCGUGAUCCUCUUCCACGCACCAAUGGUUCUCGUCUUGAUCCUGUCUCCUCUCUCUCACUUUUCGACUCAGAGUCUGAUGAUGAAGAAGACGAUAAUAAUGAUGACCAACCUUCAUUUCCUGACCUUGAAUCCGACAUUGUCCACUCUAUCACCACCCUCGGCGGCUCAGUCUUCCCGAAGCUAAAUUGGAGUGCUCCGAAGGAUGCUGCUUGGAUCUCAGCCGAUGGCACUCUCCGCUGCACUUCCUUUGCUGACAUUGUUCUCCUUCUCAAAUCUUCUGACUCAAUUGCCCACGACCUCUCUCAUCCUGCUCUUAACUCCUUUACCCUUGCCCUCCGCAAAUAUUACUCAUCUAUGCGCCCAGAAAUGGAGUUUCGCUGCUUUGCUCGUCAUCGAGAACUUGUUGCGAUCUCUCAGCGUGAAAUCACUUCCUUUUAUCCUGUCCUGCUUGAUUGUAAUCAUGAGAUCCAACCCUUGAUUGAGUCUUUCUUUUUGAAGAUUGUAAAGCCGAGGUUUGAGUCGGAGAAUUACACGUUUGAUGUUUAUGUGACGGGGGAUGGUAGGGUUAAGGUUUUGGAUUUUAAUCCUUGGGGAGCAUUUACAUUGCCAUUGUUGUUUGGAUGGGAGGAGUUGGAGACUGAUGGGUUUGGGGUGGAGGGCGUGGAUUUUAGGAUUGUGGAGAGUCAGAUGGGGGUGAGACCUGGGUUGAAGACAGCAGUGCCAUAUGAUUAUCUGGAUACUGGAGAAGGGAGCGGAUGGGAUCAGUUCUUGAAGAGGGCCGAUGAGGAGCUGAGGAGACAGCAAGUUCAGAGUUCAGAAUCUGAUGCUUGAAGAUUGUAGGUUUAUCGGUUUACAAGGAGGCUCUUGGGAGAUAGUAAUCCCUCUGUUUAGAUGCUGAUGAGGUUUACCGGGAAUGAAUCCUUGUUAAUUUUUAUUUCUUUUCUCUUCUUUUUUUUCACUUCCUUUGGUGGUUAUUUAUGAGGUACUACUGUGAUUCUGUAAGAAAGGAACUGAAAGUAUAGAGUUCAUGUCACACGUGUGCUGUUUAUCUAAUAUCAGAUGUUAGUAGCAAGUGGCUUAAUUAUUCA
This is a messenger RNA of Asparagus officinalis (garden asparagus), 1448 nucleotides long. Its product is annotated as cell division cycle protein 123 homolog. Bases 151 to 1191 code for a protein of 346 amino acids. Gene Ontology annotation, cellular component: cytoplasm. The transcript has 3 exons. Lineage: Eukaryota; Viridiplantae; Streptophyta; Magnoliopsida; Asparagales; Asparagaceae. The record is from RefSeq and is a predicted model, not a curated record.